CGACUGUUGCCCUUUCUUUUUCUGGGUUUUUGUUCGUUCAUCAGAAAAAACCUGCAAGAAAUCAGAGAAAGGAGAGAGAUGCGUUUAAGGGAAAGGAAUUAAAUUUGGGGUUUUCACAGCAGAAGAAAGAGAAGGCGGCGUUGGCAGAAAAGAGCCGUAAAUUCUCGUGUUGUUGUUUGGUUUAUGAAAUGCACCCGCCCUUUGCAACACCGAGAAAAAACAAUUGAAUUUAAAGCGAAAGGGGCAGAAGAUAGCACGAGGGGGGACAGCCUGCUCCUGCCAAAUCCAAAAACCAACGAAGUUGUUAAAGAGACGAGAGAUUUUAUUUAAACUAAUACCCCACCAUAAACAAUACACGUAACACCAUAGGAGGAGAAAUUGGGAAAUUACAAGCUUCUUGGGAGAUUUUAUGAUAUGGAUUGUCUCUCACUGAUGAGCUCCGGAAGAGGUUUACAGGAGGAAAUAUGGCGGGCUUCUUUUCACUAGGAGGAAACAACACCCAACAAGGCAAUAUGCCCAACGAAAUACAACUCGAGAGCUGCUUUGGGUACAGAAAUGAAGAUGUUCCUUACAAGGGUUUCGAGCUAUGGCAACAACAACAGCAGCAGCAGCAGCAGCAGGAACAAGAUCUUUAUGUGUCGGCAGCUGGGUUAGGGAUUGGUCCUAGUAGGAGUUUGAUUAACUUUUCUGAUGAUUCUUCGACGAGAUCGGGUUUCGUGAUGAUGGCAAGUGGUGGUGGUGGUGAUGGUGGAGGAGGAGGAGGAGGGGGUAUAAAUUGCCAAGAUUGUGGCAAUCAAGCUAAAAAGGAUUGCCCUCACAUGCGGUGUCGAACUUGUUGUAAAAGCCGAGGUUUUGAUUGCCAGACUCAUGUGAAAAGUACUUGGGUUCCUGCUUCUAAGCGCCGUGAAAGGCAACAACAACUUGCUGCUUUGCAGCAACAGCAACAACAACUUCAGCUUCGGACAGAGAAUCCCAAAAGACAUCGAGAGAGUCGGUCCUCUUCUUCACUUGCCUACACUCGUUUACCCACUAACGCGUCAGGGUUAGAACUGGGAAAUUUUCCAGCAGAAGUGAGCUCUGAUGCUGUGUUUCGGUGCGUGAGAGUGAGUAGCAUUGAAGAUGCCGACGAUCAGUAUGCUUAUCAGACGGCUGUGAACAUUGGAGGUCAUGUUUUCAAGGGAAUUCUUUACAAUCAAGGCCCUGAGAGUGGCUACGACAUGGUUACACCAUCAGCAGCAGCAGCUGGUGAGAGUUCUUCAGGUGCUGGUGUGGUUCAACCGCUGAAUCUCAUCACCGCCGCGGGUACCAACACGGAUAACAUUGUAGCUUCCACCGGCAGCGGUGCUUCUCCUUCAUUGACGACCGCUUUUUUAGACCCUUCCUCUCUAUAUGCAACUCCACUCAACUCUUUCAUGGCUGGUACGCAGUUUUUCUCAAAUCCAAGAUCUUAAAAAAAGAGGGGG
This is a messenger RNA of Hibiscus syriacus, 1463 nucleotides long. Its product is annotated as protein SHI RELATED SEQUENCE 1-like. The coding region runs from base 465 to 1451 and encodes 328 amino acids. The transcript has 2 exons. Gene Ontology annotation, biological process: positive regulation of DNA-templated transcription. Gene Ontology annotation, cellular component: nucleus. Gene Ontology annotation, molecular function: DNA-binding transcription factor activity; DNA binding. The record is from RefSeq and is a predicted model, not a curated record. NCBI's taxonomy places the organism in Eukaryota, Viridiplantae, Streptophyta, Magnoliopsida, Malvales, Malvaceae.